AUGGCGGAAGAGAACCCAUUUGCACAAAAUCAAGUCGUCGCUGACACUUAUCAUCCCUUGUACCUAAGUCCUUCAAACAAUCCUGGAAUAAACCUGGUGUUUACUCUGUUUGAUGGGACUGGAUAUGCAGAUUGGCGAAAGUCCAUGCUAAUUUCAUUAUCGGCUAAGAACAAGCUGGGACUAAUCAACGGAAGAUUUUCUAAACCUAGAAAUGAUUCUCCUUAUUUUGAGCUUUGGAUACGAUGUAAUGAUAUGGCGAUGGCCUGGUUGUUGAAUUCUUUAACAAAAGGAAUCAGAUCCAGUGUUCUGCACUCUAAUUCAGCCAGGGAUCUUUGGAAACAUCUUGAGGACAGGUAUGGCCAAUCUGAUGUAGCUCAGUUGUUUAGCCUGCAAAGGAAAUUAUUAGAAACUACAAAAGGUUCUAAUGACAUAGCAACAUAUUUUAACAAUAUGAAAGCAAUAUGGGAUGAAUUAAAUGCACUGGAUGCAAGAAGGGAAUAUAUGAUGAUGAUCCCUGUACCAACCAUUGACAAGGCCUACUCUCUUCUUCUUCAAGAAGAAAGGCAGAGAUCUAUACAACCUGCAAUGAUAUCACCUAUGGAUUCCAGUUCUUUUAAUGUUUCUACACAGAAGUCUGGACAAUAUACUGGACAAGGAAGAAUGAACUUCAAUGUGACUGCUGGAGGAGGGAAUAAGUAUAAUCUAGCAAAGGGAAAUGACAAAAGGAAUAUGUUCUGCUCUUACUGCCAAAGACCUAGGCACACAAUAGAAAGAUGUUUCAAAAUUCAUGGUUAUCCAACAGGUUUUAAGACAAAUAUGCAAGGAAAUAAGCCAAGAAAAUUUCAAAGCUCAAAUUUUAUACAAGGAAAUGCAGUGUCCACAGAAGAAGAUGUUAUUGAUAUGCAGGAAAACUCAAACCAAGGAACUCAAUAUAACAGUGUCUCACCAAGUGUUGUGAGAAUAAGUCAGGAUCAAUAUUCUCAGCUUAUGGAACUCUUACAACAGGUCAAAAUUGGUCAACAAGCUGCUUCAACUUUUGAAGUCAAUGUAACUGCUAAUUGUGCUGGUAUAGCUCCUAUUUUACCCUCUUUACUCCUUGAUAAGUCUUUCAUCCACUCAUGGAUCCUUGACUCAGGUGUUUCUGAGCAUAUGACCUUUGAUAAGUCCAUUCUGUUUGACAUCAUAGCCCUCACUCAACCUUUAAUUGUUAACCUACCAAAUUCUUUCAAAAUCAAAGUCACUCAUGCUGGAAGGGGCCUUCCCUCGAAGAGGCCUUUGGAUCUUGGUAGACUCAGUAAUGGACUCUACAUCUUACGAACAAAACACUACCCUUCUGGAUAUUCAGCCAAAGCAGACAAUACUAAUUCCCUAUCUGCUGCAGAUAUUAGUGUUAACUCUUCAAUUCAUUCUAUGUCUAAUUCUGUUGAUUAG
Molecule: messenger RNA, 1431 nt
Organism: Nicotiana attenuata
Lineage: Eukaryota; Viridiplantae; Streptophyta; Magnoliopsida; Solanales; Solanaceae
Exons: 3
Coding region: 1-1431 (476 amino acids)
Source: RefSeq, a predicted model, not a curated record